Molecule: messenger RNA, 1329 nt
Organism: Adineta ricciae
Lineage: Eukaryota; Metazoa; Rotifera; Eurotatoria; Adinetida; Adinetidae
Source: the annotation of a GenBank genome assembly
AUGUUCGAAGCUCGACUUUUACACGGUUCAAUCUUUGCUAAAGUUAUUGAAGGUCUUCGGGAACUAGUCAAUGAAGCAACGUGGGAAUGCAGCGGCAAUGGUAUAACUCUACAAGCCAUGGAUAGUUCUCACGUGGCAUUAGUUUCACUCGUAAUGCGAAGUGAAGGCUUUGAAUCAUAUCGAUGCGAUCGAAAUAUGAGUCUUGGUAUCAGUCUUGUCAGUAUGUCAAAAGUAUUGAAAACGAUGGGUAAAGAUGAUUCGUUAACCAUCCGUGUGAACGAUGACUCGGAUUCGAUUAUUAUCGCAAUGGAAUCACAAAAUCAAGAUAAAUUCGCCGAUUACGAGUUACGUUUGAUGGAUUUGGAUAGUGAACAUUUAGGUAUUCCAGAUACAGACUAUUCAUGCGCAAUUAAGAUGCCCAGCAGUGAAUUUUCUCGUAUCUGUCGAGAUAUGAGCAUUAUGGGCGACUCGGUUCUUAUAUGCACAACGAAAGAAGGUGUGAAAUUCUCCGCCAAAGGUGAUCUUGGUCAAGGAAGUAUUCGUCUUGUUCAAACGACCAACAUUGAAAAGGAAGAAGAAGCAGUUAUUAUUGAAAUGAAAGAAGCGGUUGCAUUAACAUUUGCUGUACGAUACUUGAGCAUGUUUUGUAAAGCUGCACCACUUUCACCUCAAGUUGGUUUGAGUCUUUCCGAAGAUACACCAUUAAUGUGCGAAUUCAAGAUCGCCGAAAUGGGCCAUAUUAAUUACAAUGAGCGAUACUCAGGGGUUACGACAGCUGACAAGCCCAUCAAAGUUAAUAAAUGGGAAACGAACGCAGUUAAAAAUGCACUUGACGACGCUUGCAAGAAAUAUUUCAAAGAGACAUUGAAUUUCUCUGAAGACUACAAAUUAAUGGAUGGCCGUCUCUAUAUCUCGUUUAUUGCGUGUCUAUUUUCGGGCUAUGCUUUGAUUUACGAUUGGUUAAAUCCAUUUCCCAAAUCACGUGCAAUACUCAUUCUUUGCGUCAUAGCCUACUUUAUUUUAAUGGGCAUUCUGACAUUCUACAUGCAAUUCAUCGAGCACGGUAAAUUCUACACUGGUAAACUCGUCGAUCGCGCUGGUGUUGAUCCUGUCUCUCGCUGUACGGUUUCAUCGAAAUUGAAAAAAUAUGAUGAUAAAUAUCAGUUAACUUUGGACUACAAUGAUGGGACAGAUAAGACGACAAAAUCACUAAAAAAAUCGAUUGGAAAUUAUUUCGAUGAGAAUGGUGUUCUGUGUUAUGAUCGUUUUACCGCUGACAUACGAAAAAUGUAUGACGAAGCACGAUUGAACGCGCGAAAAGCGAAAUAA